CGCACUCCCCCUUUUUGCAGCCAGAGCAGUAUCCCCCAAUGUAAGAUGGUGGCCGUCUGGUCGUGAUAAUCGAAACAGAAAAAAAGUGGAAACUGGUUUAUUGGAACCGGUUUAUAUAGGAGACGGAGGGGUAUACAGUUAUCCAAAAAACAUAAAGGUGUUGCACGGAGGAUAUCAGUGAAUAAUUAGAGGAGGAGUCACCGGUCCGCCCCCUACCGCCCGCCAUUACAAUCGCAGACACACGGAGCGAGAACCCGGCGCAGGAGGCGGUGCGAGAUCUUCACAUUUAAAGAUAUUUUAAUAUUACAAUAAGUUAUUAUAAGCCUGGAAUAUUUUUUCUUUUAUUUUCCCCCGUUUUUUGUUCUUGUUGGGGGACCUUCCAAGUUUUUUGGAACUCCAGAAAGAUGUCACGCAGCCCAGAUGUGAAGGAAGACCCCGUGGAGUGCCCCCUUUGCAUGGAGCCAUUGGAAAUAGAUGAUAUCAACUUUUUCCCUUGCACAUGCGGUUAUCAGAUAUGCCGAUUUUGUUGGCAUCGUAUACGCACAGAUGAAAAUGGACUCUGUCCUGCUUGCAGAAAGCCAUAUCCAGAAGACCCAGCAGUAUAUAAACCACUUUCCCAAGAAGAACUACAGAGGAUAAAAAAUGAAAAGAAGCAGAAACAGAACGAAAGAAAGCAGAAAAUAUCAGAAAACCGCAAACAUUUGGCCAGUGUGCGAGUUGUGCAGAAAAACCUAGUUUUUGUUGUUGGGCUCUCACAGCGUCUCGCAGACCCAGAGGUUUUAAAACGGCCAGAAUAUUUUGGGAAAUUUGGUAAAAUACACAAGGUUGUCAUCAAUAACAGCACAUCCUAUGCAGGCUCACAGGGACCAAGUGCUAGUGCAUAUGUAACGUAUAUCCGGUCAGAAGAUGCACUUCGAGCUAUACAAUGUGUCAAUAACGUAGUUGUGGAUGGAAGAACACUUAAGGCAUCUUUAGGUACUACAAAAUACUGCAGUUAUUUCUUAAAAAAUAUGCAGUGUCCGAAGCCAGAUUGCAUGUAUCUUCACGAAUUGGGGGAUGAGGCGGCAAGUUUCACAAAAGAAGAGAUGCAGGCAGGUAAACAUCAAGAAUAUGAACAGAAGCUGCUACAGGAACUAUACAAAUUAAAUCCUAACUUCUUGCAAUUAUCUACGGGUGCUGUUGACAAGAAUAAGAACAAAGUGACCACACUGCAGAGGUAUGAUGUACCCAACAGUAAUAACAAAGACGCCUGGCCAUCAUUACAGAGUUCGAGCAAAUCUGCCAACGGUAUAACAUUGGAACACAGAAAAUCACCUCCUAUAUUAGACAAUGGCAUAGAUCCAGGUCAUAUGACUCCAGACGGUACCGACUCAGACUUUGGUUCUGUUGACAAAUCUUCAGAAUCGUUAAGUAUUGGAAAUGGCGAUAACCUACAACAGAUAUUAACAAGUGACACCCCAUCGCCACCACCAGGUUUGUCAAAACCAAAUCCAGCUGUUCCCAUCAGUUCAACCAAUCACAGCACAAGGUCACCGUUUGAAGAUGCAAUGACAGAAUCACAGUCGCUGUUCUCUGACAAUUUCCGGCACCCAAAUCCCAUACCAAGUGGGUUACCUCCAUUUCCCAGCUCCCCACAGACCUCAAAUGAAUGGCCGACAGCUCCAGAACCUCAAAGCCUUUUCACUUCAGAAACAAUACCCGUCUCCUCAUCAACGGACUGGCAAGCUGCGUUUGGGUUUGGUUCUUCUAAACAGCAAGAGGACGAUUUGGGUUUUGAUCCUUUUGAUAUCACCCGAAAAGCCUUAGCAGACUUAAUUGAAAAGGAACUGUCUGUCCAAGACCAACCCGCCCUCUCACCUACAUCUCAUCAGAAUCUUUCACCACACACAACUGCCAAAGGGCCAGGUUCUGGCUACCUUCAUCCCACAGCAGCCACUAAUGCCAACUCCAUUGGUAGUACAUUUCCAGUUUUGCCUCAGCGGUUCCCACCUUUUCAACACAGAGCAGUUUAUAACUCUUUCAGUUUUCCUGGCCAGCCCGCACGGUAUCCAUGGAUGGCCUUUCCACGCAAUAACAUUAUGCACAUAAACCACACUGCAAAUGCAACCUCAAACAGUAAUUUCUUGGACUUGACCCACCCUUCUCAACACAACACAGGCUUGGGAGGGAUUCCUAUAGCAGAUCACAGCAAUUCAGUAGAGAGUAUACAUAUGAAGGAAUGGCAGGACGGGCUAAGGGCACUUCUACCCAACAUUAACAUCAACUUUGGUGGGCUUUCCAAUGCUUCCUCCCCCUCCGUUACCCACAGUGCACCAACGUCCAACACUGUCACUACCAACAGCCUGAACUGGGACAGCCCCGGCAGCUGGAUGGAUCCUGCCAUUAUCACAGGCAUCCCAUCAUCAACAGGAAAUGGUUUAGAACCUCUGCAAGACGACAAUCCACCACAUUGGUUAAAAUCGCUGCAAGCCUUAACAGAGAUGGACGGCCCCAGCAGCUCCAUACCUCCACACCAUCCUCACAAUAACCUCUUCAGCACACAGAUACCCCUCCACAGAGCAAAUUGGAAUCCAUACCCUCCCCCAUCAAAUCCAGCCAGCUUCCAUUCCCCACCACCUGGCUUUCAGACAGCCUUCAGACCCCCCACCAAAACACCCACAGAUCUACUACAGAGCUCAGCCCUGGACCGCCAUUAAAAAAAAAAAAAAAAAAAAGGAAAAGAACAUUUAAAAAUUUGGGAAUUAUCUCCUGAUUUCAGUCAAACUCCAAUCCACAGUGUUUCCCUCUCAUACCAUCCUUCUCCUCCAACCCUUUUCUGUCUAUUUCUAGAAUCUCAGUUCUUAAGCACCUCAUUCAGAAAUUGUUCAGUUGCCCCACGAUUUCGCCUUUGUUUCAGAUGUGAAGACUGCUAAGAAAGGUGGAGUAUUGUUCUAAACCCCUAACGGCAGCAAAUAGGUUUCUCGCCUCCAUCUUCAAGAGUUGUAAAGGAUUGAUAAACAGGAAAAUGAGAAUGACAAGAAAUGGUCUUCAAGAAUCACUAUGCUGAAUUAUUUGGUCUGCUGCAUGAUUUUUGUUUUCAUUAGCAAAAGAAAUACAAAAGCUUAAUAUGUAAUUUAAUAGCUUUUAAAAGUAGCUAGCCAAAGUAGCAGGAUUAAUACAAUUAAAAAAAUAAUUUUUAGGGACAAGGAAUAGAAAUUUAACAGAUGAUCAUUAACUAAUUCAGCUCUGCACUGUAACAGAGAGCACCACUUGAUUUAAAUGCCAUUAACAGUUUGUUUUUAUAAUUAUUUCACUGGUUUGUACCGGCUAAAGUGCCAUUUCAUGCUUUUGUUUUCUUCUGGACCAAAGGGGCUGGAUUUACAUUUAUAUAUUGUCGAUUCCUCUGACAGUGUAGGGGGUUUGAGUCGGCAAUUUGAUGAUUCGGCAACAAUCUAGUUGCUUAGCACAGUCCUUUUUAAUUAAUUUGCCAUGUAGAGUGGUGUUUCCAUGUGUGGAGCAGCAGACCAUUACAUUUAAAAAUUGUUGUGGAAAAAAUAUUUUCAUCUAAUUUUUCAUGGCUUUUUUUAGCUGCCCAUUUUGUCUUACUUUUGUUGAUUACAAUCUUGUUUGUAAAGAUCUUUGAAGGCAUUUGGGUAAUCGCUUUCUGUCAUUCUAGAUUUUACAAUUGAUACUUUGUCACAUGGGAUACCAUAACUCAACCUAUAACUAUAAAUAUGCUGCCUUAAUCUGCAGAAUUGGUGCAGGAAGGAAGAUUAACAUUCAAUGUUUAAGUUCUUAUAUUCAGAAAGGCAGUUUAGUUUUUUUUUGGCGGGGGGUUUGGUCACUUUCAAUUUGUCUUCAAUAUGACCUCAAAAUCACAACACAGAGCUGGAAAUGCGUUCAAGCAGAAAGACCCCAGUCCGCAGGUUUCUGAACUAUUUACACUCAUUGGAUUCCUAAACUUAGCCCUGUAAUUUCUCAAAGUGCUGUGCAGUAUUGAAAAGUUGGGAGGAGGAGAAGAACGAGAGGGCAAGAAAAAGAGAUAUACAUGGUUAUAACCUGACGCUAAAACUAAAACCACGGAAAUGUACCUCUGUCUUCAAAAUUAAAACUAAAAUCUUAAAUAAAACAGAAAACUUGAUGAUAA
This is a messenger RNA of Bombina bombina (fire-bellied toad), 4126 nucleotides long. It is a transcript of the gene CNOT4, whose product is annotated as CCR4-NOT transcription complex subunit 4. Gene Ontology annotation, cellular component: CCR4-NOT complex. Gene Ontology annotation, biological process: protein ubiquitination. The coding region runs from base 405 to 2696 and encodes 763 amino acids. The record is from RefSeq and is a predicted model, not a curated record. The transcript has 13 exons. Gene Ontology annotation, molecular function: ubiquitin-protein transferase activity; RNA binding; metal ion binding. Lineage: Eukaryota; Metazoa; Chordata; Amphibia; Anura; Bombinatoridae.